This is a messenger RNA of Drosophila montana, 2914 nucleotides long. It is a transcript of the gene TAF1B, whose product is annotated as TATA box-binding protein-associated factor RNA polymerase I subunit B. Gene Ontology annotation, molecular function: RNA polymerase I core promoter sequence-specific DNA binding. Bases 66 to 2702 code for a protein of 878 amino acids. Lineage: Eukaryota; Metazoa; Arthropoda; Insecta; Diptera; Drosophilidae. The transcript has 4 exons. Gene Ontology annotation, biological process: nucleolar large rRNA transcription by RNA polymerase I; RNA polymerase I preinitiation complex assembly. The record is from RefSeq and is a predicted model, not a curated record. Gene Ontology annotation, cellular component: RNA polymerase I core factor complex; RNA polymerase transcription factor SL1 complex.
AUAUUUGUUAUUAUAGGAAUUGUCGUUCCAGCACGUGUGUUGAUUUUUUAUAUUUAUAAAGCAAAAUGGACGAGACAGAAAUAAUGGAAAUAGAUAAUAUGGAGUGCGACGUAUGCGGCGAGCGCACGUUCCAGGAACGCGAAGGCUACUACUACUGCAUCGAAUGCGGCACCAAGAAGGAACAACUGCGCGCUGUAGAAAUCAGCGCCGAGGAUACAUUCAACGACACUUCAAAGCACGCUUCGCAACGCACCAUAAAGAAGCCGAAAGUUGAGGAAGAAGAAAACGAUAUAACAUCCUGGGAGUUUUACAAUUAUGUGCUGCGCGGCUUUUUGGAGGAGCUGCUGAACAUGGGCGCCAAGCCAGAGCUUAAGCUAAUGACGCUGCAGGUAUGGGCUGCCUACAUGGGACGCAUGGAGGUGGCCUUCAGCAAGAACAACGAGCUAGGUUUGCCAAAGUUGAAUGUGCGCGCCUUGGCCAGAGAUGCCCGCAUCAUUUAUAAUUACAAGAAGACAAAGCGAAAGCGUGAACGCCAGGAUAAACAAUUACAAAAUCAAGGGGAUGAGCGCGCCAACUGGCGUGAAUGGAGAAAGACCAAGCGCAAAUUGGACGAGUCGGGCUAUAACGGCAAGAAGGGCGCCCAAUCUGAAUCCACGUUGCGAACCAACCAAAAUCUCCAACUACAAUGGUCCAGCAAUGCGCGCAAAUCCCUGAAAAAGCAAAUGCCACUUAAGCAUCUGGAUAAACACAGCGCGGACAGUUCGGGCAGUAUGCAAUGUCAUGGCCUACGCCCCAAAGCGAAGGUCUUAUGCAAUUUUGAUCGCCAUAUUUACUGUCUAAACAUAAGCAAACUGUAUAUUGUGCUGGCCAUAGCGCUUAACCAAGUCGAGGACGAUAUCCAGUUGACGGAUCUAUUACGAUUAAUUGAUGAGGAGCAUCUGACUAGUCGCUAUAUGCUGAGCUAUUUGCCUGACAAUGUAGCCAUGCAUGGCAAGACGCUGAUCAAGCAGAUGGAAUUUAGUCAUCAAAGGGAUAAAAUUCGAUAUAAGUUCAUGCGGUUGCAGAUCUCUAACAUGUCCCGCUUCAUUAAUCUGAAUGGAUUCCAAAAACCAGAUCUGAAAGCACUCACAAAGCGCUAUGUACUAGAACUGAGUUUGCCGCCGCUAAUAGCAAGCUACGUCGGCAGUUUAAUGGAUGUGCUGCCACCUACCUUUGAUCCCAUUUACGGACCACAUGUAUAUCCCCGCUAUGAGGCUCGUGUCAUGGCCUACAUCAUAUACGUCUUAAAGCUAUUGUUUGGCCUGGAUGAUGUUAAGGAGCGCGCUAUAUCAGAAUCUGCCAUACUCAUUAAUAAACAGCUUCAACAGCAGACAGAGGAGCACCUGCAGUCGGUGUCGCCGCUUUUUGUCUAUACCGAAUGGAUGGAGUUUGUGGAGUUACGUAAAAUUUUGGUUUCUCACUAUAGCGAAAGCUUUGCACAGCGUUUUGGUACGGCUACUCAGAGUGGGCGCAAGAUUGACGACUUUCUGAAGAAGGAGAAAAAACAGAAGGAGCAUGAAUAUAACUACAACGAGAUGUUGAUGACACCGGCCAUGCAGCGCGUGAACGAGAACAUUUGUCACAUUUUUGAGACACUGCUGAAAGAAAAAUUCGGCGAGUCCGGUGCCGAGAGUGCAACGAAGGAUCACAUAGAAUUUCAGCCUAGCCUAACUCCGGCCCAUAGCUAUUUUAAGCGCAUUCUCCUCCACGCCAGCCAAGCGCAGCAGCGCGAGAUGAGUGUACAGAUUCCGGACUUUAUGAAAGUAGAUCACACAGAGCGCCAACUCGCGCCGUUUAAAAAUCAAACCACAGAGUUGGCUCAGCAGUUAGCCGUGCGUGGCAAAACCCUUCGCGUAGAGGAGUUGGCAUGCCAGGAGGAUUACGUGGAGACUGGCAUUUUUCAGACGCUGCCACGACAACCAAAUCGACAGAAGGAAUGGCGCGCUAAUUGUGACAUAGAUACACAGACCUGGAUUGACGAGCUACGGCGGCGGGAAAAGCGACCCGGCUUUGUAUUUCGUCAACCUGUUGCAUCUUAUGGUCGGCAAUAUGCAAAUAAAAUGAGAGAGCGCUCCGAACGCCGCGAAGCCUUAGAGACUGACAAUCCGUUUUGGAAAAUACGCGACACUCCCACUUAUGUACUAACUCUGAACAAUGAGGAGGUGUCGCUAAACAAUUUGGCAGCCAUACAAACAUUCGAUGAGCGCAACAUGGAUCCGUUGCGUGUGCCGCUAAAGAUGCCUCGUCGCCAAAUGCGACCAUUUUCAGAGGAAAUAGAAGCGUCAGCUCAGCCUAAGCCCGAAAGCAGUGAUGCAAAUCAAAUUAAAGACGGCGCAGAGCAACAGCAGCUGGAUGAGCUUUUGUUAAAAAUUUCCAAUUUCGAUUGCUGGCUGCUCCACGGAUAUAUAACAAGGAUUAGUGACACGAGUAAGCAGAAACUGCGUACGAUCUUCCCCUGUUCGUUUCGUUGGCUGCUGGAAACAUGCGCUGCCACCAUCGGCAUCGAUUGGGAUGUGCUAUACGAGCAGCUGUUGGUACUUGAGGUGAUGUUCCAUCAUGGCAUCGAGGACUGGACAACUCAUAGCAAUCAUUUGCGUCUCAAAUACAAUAUACUAAAUAAGGAUAUUAAUUUGUUAACCAAAAGUUUUAGAGAUAUGUGGUAAAAAUCUUCUGUUGCACGACUUCCUUCCUAAUUGCUUUCUUAUUUAAGCAGCGUUUAUUUUAUCAUUUAAUGGCUGAUACUAGAGUAAACAUGGCACAUAAACGCGCAACAGCAAUAUGCAAAUUAGCGUUUAUCAGAAGAACACCGAGACGGCGACAGCACCAACAACAAUAAAAUAACAAUAAUAAUAACAUCAGUUACUCACUCGCACAA